AGCUUCAGAUUCCUUUACAUGAAGAGUAUACAUGGAAUAUUCCAUACACCGUAGAGGGUACUUAGAAUGCUUAAGAUACAGCAGGCAUGCUAGGUAUCUGAGAAGAGAGCUUAAAUUCAACCUUCUUUUGCUUAUGAAUUGCUUAGAGCUAAAUUCAGGAGUGGCGUUUAGUGUGUCAAGAGUGCUGCUAGGUUGGCCAUACAAAAAGAAAAGGCAGACAGCAGAUGAAGACUGAAAGUUUCUCUGGGAAUUAAAAUAAAGAAAGCAGAAGAACUACUGCUAUUAUUUACAGCGUCUUUCUCCUUGUAACAAUGACCACCAUAAAAUCUGAAACAGGGUGUCACAUAUUUGAUGUGAUGGAAUAUCUUGUUCACGAGAUGGCCUAAAACGAGAUGAAUUGAGAUGAGUUGUCUUCCCUAGCCUAAUUGGAAGAUGAGAAAUUGUUGAUGUCUUGAAUUGGUGCUGGAGCUGGUAAAACUUGGAAUACUAGGUUAUGCUUUAAUUCAGUUAAGAUGGAGGAGAUUCCUGUUGGAAGGAGAAAGAAUUCUGAAUUUGGGACUGAACAUAUUUUAGAGACAUCUAGUCAUUCAUCUCCUUUUGAAGGAGCUUCUGCACCUCCUUAUGAACUGAUAAAAAAUGGAUCGACAGAUGAAAAACAAAGUUCAGGAAAGAAUGGAAGCAAAUCUUUGUGUGAUUUACUUGAUCAACAGCCUCAACAUCUAAAUGAUUCAAACACUCUCCUCACCUCUGAACAAGAGAUUAAAGAUGCAUUUCUCCAGUACACAGCAACAAAGUUUUGCUAUAGGACUGCCCCUGCAAAGCAUUUAAAAGUCCAGAUGCUAACUCCUCUCAACACAUACAGAUAUCGGUUAGAGACUUUCACUGAAAGUAGAGACACACACUUGGCAAGUGAAUGCUAUUAUGGUGGAUUUGUGGACUCAGCUGAUGUUGCACCUCCACCCACACCCUGGGAAAUCCUGGUGGAUCCACCUCCCUUGUUUACAGACUGUGAAAUGCAUAUCCCAGUGCCCCACUCAUAUUCCCUGGGGAAUUGUCGAAACUGCAAUGGCCGUGGUGCAAUUACAUGCCAAUCAUGUCAAGGGAAGGGCACGAAAAAGUGUUCAGCUUGUAAUGGGAGUGGGUUCAAUUCAGAUGAAUUCAUUUCCUGCUCAUGGUGUUCAGGUUCAGGAAACAAGCGUUGCUCCAGUUGCCAUGGCAAUGGGCGGCAUAUGUGUUACCGUUGCGAUUGCAAAGGAAUAUUGCUAUAUCAUACUGAACUUUCAAUCACAUGGAAGAACAAUAUUUUAGAACACAUAGCAGAUGAAAAAUCUGAACUUCCAGUUUACCAUCUGCAGGAAGUAACUGGAAGAAAAAUACUCAGUGAUGAGCAUAACUUGGUACGUCCCAUGAUUGAUUUCCCAGAAUCAUCCAUUAAAGACUAUUCAAGGACAAGCAUUGUUCAACACAAAAUGAUGUUUGCUUCAGAUGAGCACCGGAUCUUGAAACAAAGACAAACGGUUGAGCUGGUUCCACUCACAAAAGUUAAAUAUGAAUGGAAAGGCAAACCUUACUCCUUCUAUGUCUUUGGCAAUGAGAAUAAAGUCUACAGCGAAGACUACCCUGCAAAAUGCUGCUGCUCUAUCUUGUGAAAAAGAACCAGUUUAGUGACAGUCUCCUAUUAAAAUACAUAGCUGUUUUCUGCUUUUAAUCUCUACAGCAGGGAUAGGAAACCUCGGCUCUUUUAUGACUCGUGGAAUUCAGCUCCCAGAAUUCCUGAGUCAGCCAUGCUGACUCGAAUUCUGGGAGUUGAAGUCCACAGUCAUAAAAGAGCCAAGGUUGCCUACCCCUGCCCAUCUCAGGAUUCUUUCUUGUGCAGUGACUAUGCAAAAAAGGACGUUACUAUUUGCUCCAUCCAGAGGAAUCCGUGCAUUGUUUUCUCUGUCCAAAAGAAUUUGUGGCUAAUUCAUUAACCUUAUUUAUGCAGAUGAAAAAUGAAGGAAGCUACUUGUUCUAAUGCACCUUGAAAUAGCGUAUUUGCAUAUUUUGCAACUCAAAUAUUUAGAUACUUUUAGGUCAUUUUCUACCCAGAGCAUUCACUGCAAGAGUAGCCUGGAGAAGUUGUAUGUUCCAAUGAUGCUGCUCAUCAGCACUGUGUGCAGGAGGCAAGCUUUCCCACAAAUAGCUGUAUAGGUAGGCUUCUACACCAGUCAGCAUUGUGGAAAUCAAUGUACAUAGCAAUAGCACUUUAUAGUGCUUUACAGCCCUCUCUAAGUGGUUUACAGAGUCAGCCUAUUGCCCCCAACAAUCUGGGUUCUCAGUUUACUGACCUCGGAAGGAUGGAAAGCUGAGUCAACCUUGAACAGGUGAGAUUCGAACUGACAAACUGCUGGUAGCUGGCAGUCAGCAGAAGUAGCCUGCAGUACUGCAUUCUAACCUCUGUGCCAACACAUCACCAAAUACAUACCAUCAUAUGUAUUGCAUAUCUUUAAAAAAAAAAUAGGGCAACUGCAUAGCAUGUUAUAUUAGCCUUUCCUACUCUGGUGCCUCCAGAUAUAUAGGAUUGUACUUCUAUACUCUCUAGACUAUAUGGUCUUUUCUUUCCCCUCUUUCCAAAUUGUACCUCAUUGUAAAUUUAAAAUCUGAAGUUGACAAUCCUGUAUUUUAUUAAAUGUUCUACUUUUUCAAAGAUCUUGACUUGACCUAAAAAGGCUACAGGCUUUGUAAGUUGUGUUGGUAGAAUUAUUUCCUUACGGCUAUGUGUUCAGUGUAAAAUCAUGUCAAAAUAUCUUCUCUGUCGUCUUCUAGGUUUAAAGCAAAAGCUGUGAUAUUUCAGUCACAGUUCUCUAAAACUAAACAAACUAUAAAUCACGACACACUCUCUAUGUCAACACCAAUUCAGUGAAGAGCUGUGAUUUAUAUCAGAACAUUUAUUAUACUAAAUCUAACAUUUGCCACUGUUGAUUUGCUCCCAUUUAUUCCAUGAAUAAAGAUUUUAGCACUGUUUUGAUACAGUAUGGCAUCUCAUUUCUUUCUUUUUAAAAAUAUUAUUUUACGGCGCGAUAAUAGCGUUUUUCCCAAAUGUUGCUCCUUUUCAAAAGUAGAUAAAUAAACGACAAUGU
Crotalus tigris (Tiger rattlesnake) is the source of this 3119-nucleotide messenger RNA. Its product is annotated as protein SSUH2 homolog. Lineage: Eukaryota; Metazoa; Chordata; Lepidosauria; Squamata; Viperidae. The record is from RefSeq and is a predicted model, not a curated record. The transcript has 13 exons. The coding region runs from base 513 to 1649 and encodes 378 amino acids.